Acyrthosiphon pisum (pea aphid) is the source of this 1406-nucleotide messenger RNA. Its product is annotated as E3 ubiquitin-protein ligase ZNRF2. The record is from RefSeq and is a predicted model, not a curated record. Gene Ontology annotation, cellular component: membrane; cytoplasm; intracellular membrane-bounded organelle. The transcript is spliced from 4 exons. Gene Ontology annotation, biological process: protein K48-linked ubiquitination; proteasome-mediated ubiquitin-dependent protein catabolic process. Lineage: Eukaryota; Metazoa; Arthropoda; Insecta; Hemiptera; Aphididae. The coding region runs from base 577 to 1209 and encodes 210 amino acids. Gene Ontology annotation, molecular function: ubiquitin protein ligase activity.
UUUACUUCACCAGUUGACCAUGUUAUCAUCAUUAUCAGAACUACCAAUUCGUAACUGCGCGACGACAUAAAGACCAUAGUAUCGGAGAGACGACGAACGCAAAGCUGGGACGGAAAAAAGUAGCAUAAAAUUAAUGAUUGAAACGACAAAUAAAUAAUUAUUAAUUGAUAUUAUCGUAGUUAUUGCGUUAAAACAGUUUUCGUCGUAGUUUUCGUGGUAUUGUUGUUAUUAUUAUCAUAUCAUCAUUAUUAUUAUUAAUUUUCUUUGUUUUCGUUCUCGUACCGUCGUCGGAACUGUCGCGUAUUGUUUUCUGUGCGCAAUUCCAAGUGGAUUCCCGUCGUCCGCUGUGACUUGAAGUGCGCCAUCAGCAGUACACGUCGGCAGUUGAUUUUUGGUGCUGCGAUCGAUGUCGAAUGUUUCGGACGUCGUCGUCCGCAUGACGAAACCUCAUCUUUCGGUGGUCGAUCGCUCAUAGUACGACGCACGCGAUACAGACCAACAACUCAAACCUUCGCCGUCCGUGUUCGUUCGCGUCGUCCUGCAGCGGUGUUCGCGUGAACGUUCGUUGCAUGCGAGAUGGGAGCAAAGGCCAGCACGGCCAACGGCGAUGACGGCGGCGCCGGUCACGGCGACCACCGGUCGUUCACCUCCGGCAACGGGUCGGAUUCUGUGCAAACGGCCGGCAACCCUGGGUUCAGCAUUCUGCGUUCCCUGCCCAGCGCUGUAGCCAACGACAGACAGCGCGCCAGGUCUCUGUCCGGUGUGCCCAAUGGCCAUGACAACAACAGCAACUCGACGAGUCCGCGGUUCGAUAUCACAGAUGUCUUGGAAGCUGACAGCAGCUCGAACGACGACCAGAAUUUGGACAGUCCAACGGUCACUGCUAAUAUCAGUCUUGGACGUGUUUAUUCGGCUCACUCGUUACCUGCACAUAUUUGGCCAUUCAAUGGAAUUAAGUGUCCAGUAUGUUCAAAGUUCGUUUUACCAGACGAGAUAGAAGUACAUCUGAUUAUGUGCUUGACCAAACCUAGACUGAUUUACAACGAAGACGUUUUAAAAGAUGAUAAAGGUGAAUGUGUCAUAUGUUUGGAAGAACUGAUACAAGGUGAUACCAUAGCCAGGCUUCCUUGUCUUUGCAUAUACCAUAAAACAUGUAUAGACCGGUGGUUUGAAGUGAACAGAUCGUGCCCAGAGCAUCCUGGAGAUUGAACCGUUUAUACACAGACUUCGAACAAAAUCUGAAAAGGGGAAUAAAAAAUAAUAAUAUAACAAAUAAUUGUUGCGCAGCUAUAUAUAUUAUGAAUAAUGAUUAUGAUGUAAUGAUUAAUAAUUACUCAAAUUUUUUUUUAACGACUACGAGAAGUCGAAAACGUCAAUCCCGAACUUUAUACUAUUAUCAUUUACCA